Phacochoerus africanus (Common warthog) is the source of this 13782-nucleotide messenger RNA. RefSeq names its product tenascin XB (gene TNXB). Gene Ontology annotation, molecular function: protein binding. Bases 130 to 13593 code for a protein of 4487 amino acids. NCBI's taxonomy places the organism in Eukaryota, Metazoa, Chordata, Mammalia, Artiodactyla, Suidae. The record is from RefSeq and is a predicted model, not a curated record. The transcript has 47 exons.
GGAACAAGCAAGGGGACAUCCAGGGCUGCCAAGGGAAGCCCACCCACCCUGCCCUGAGUGCCCCCUUCCCAAGGUCGGGGGCAGAGCAGGUGCAGAGGCAUUGUGGCCACUGGUUACCCAGCCUCCUGAAUGAUGCCAGCUCAAUCUUCCCUCACCUCCAACCUGGCCCUCCUGGUACUGCUGGGCACGGUCAGAGCAGGCCCUUUCUCUCCACGGUCCAAUGUGACGCUCCCAGCCCCACGGCCCCCUCCCCAUCCAGGAGGGGGAAGCCCUUCUUCUCAGCUUUAUGAGCACACGGUGGCAGGAGGGGAGAAGCAGGUGGUGUUCACCCACCGCAUUAACCUGCCCCCUUCAGCUGGCUGUGGCUGUCCCCCAGGCACUGAGCCCCCUGUCCCUGCUUCAGAAGUACAGGCCCUGAGAGUCCGGCUGGAGAUCCUGGAGGAGCUGGUGAAGGGGCUCAAGGAACAGUGCACUGGGGGCUGUUGCCCUGCGGCUGCGCAGGCCGGCACAGGCCAGACAGAUGUUCGGAGCCUCUGCAGUCUCCAUGGUGCGUUUGACCUGAGCCGCUGUGCCUGCUCCUGCGAGCCAGGCUGGGGUGGGCCCACCUGCUCCGACCCCACAGAGGCUGAGGCGCCCGCCUCCUCUCCACCGUCAGACGCCAGGUCCUGCCCAGAUGACUGCAACGAUCAGGGUCGCUGCAUCCGCGGGCGCUGCGUGUGCUUCCCCGGCUACACCGGCCCCAGCUGUAGCUGGCCCUCCUGUCCCGGGGACUGCCACGGCCGCGGGCGCUGCGUGAAGGGCGUGUGCGUGUGCCGGGCGGGCUUCUCUGGCGACGACUGCAGUCUGCGAUCUUGCCCUCGGGGCUGCAGCCAGAGGGGACGCUGUGAGGACGGGCGCUGCGUGUGCGACUCCGGCUACACUGGCGAGGACUGUGCGGUGAGGAGCUGCCCCCGAGAUUGCAGCCAGAGGGGGCGCUGCCAGGACGGGCGCUGCGUGUGCAACCCCGGCUACACUGGCGAGGACUGUGGGGUGAGGAGCUGCCCCCGAGGUUGCAGCCAAAAGGGGCGCUGCGAGGACGGGCGCUGCGUCUGCGAUCCAGGCUACACCGGUGAAGACUGCGGCUCGCGGAGCUGCCCGUGGGACUGUGGCGAGGGCGGGCGCUGUGUGGACGGCCGCUGCGUGUGCUGGCCCGGGUACGCGGGCGAGGACUGCAGCACGCGGACCUGCCCCCGCGACUGUCGGGGCCGAGGGCGCUGCGAAGACGGCGAGUGCAUCUGCAACGCCGGCUACAGCGGGGACGACUGCGGCGUGCGCAGCUGCCCAGGCGACUGCAAUCAGAGGGGCCGCUGCGAGGACGGCCGCUGCGUGUGCUGGCCCGGGUACUCCGGGCCCGACUGCGGCGCGCGCGCCUGCCCGCGAGAUUGUCGCGGCCGCGGGCGCUGCGAGAACGGCGUGUGCGUGUGCAACGCGGGCUACAGUGGUGAGGACUGCGGCGUACGUAGCUGCCCCGGGGACUGUCUCGGCCGGGGCCGCUGCGAGAAUGGCCGCUGCGUGUGUUGGCCCGGGUACACAGGCCGGGACUGCGGCACGCGCGCCUGCCCGGGCGACUGUCGCGGACGCGGGCGCUGUGUGGACGGCCGCUGUGUGUGCAACCCGGGCUUCACAGGCGAGGACUGCGGGAGCCAUCGGUGCCCUGGGGACUGCCGUGGGCGCGGCCGCUGCGAGGAUGGCGUGUGCUUGUGCGACGUAGGCUAUGAGGGCAAAGACUGCGGCGUGCGAAGCUGCCCCGGGGGUUGCCGAGGUCGUGGCCAGUGCGUGGAGGGGCGCUGCGUGUGCGAAGAUGGCUACGAGGGCGAGGACUGUGCCAUCAGACGGUGCCCGCGCGACUGCAGCCAGCGGGGCGUGUGCCGGGACGGUGUGUGCACCUGUUGGGAGGGCUACGCGGGCGAGGACUGCAGCCUCCGCACCUGCCCCUCCAACUGUCACCGGCGCGGCCUCUGUGAGGACGGGCGCUGCGUGUGCGAAUCCGGCUACACCGGCCCCUCCUGCGCCACCCGCACCUGCCCAGCCGACUGCCGGGGCCGUGGGCGUUGUGUGCAGGGGGUGUGCUUGUGCCACGCGGGCUAUAGCGGCGAGGACUGCGGGCAGGAGGAGCCUCCGGCUAGCGCCUGUCCCGGGGGCUGUGGGCCCCGCGAACUGUGCCGCGCUGGCCAGUGUGUGUGCGUAGAGGGCUUCCGAGGCCCGGACUGUGCCAUCCAGACGUGCCCCGAGGACUGCCGCGGCCGGGGAGAGUGUCAUGAGGGCAGAUGCGUCUGCCAAGAUGGCUAUGCAGGGGAGGACUGCGGGGAAGAGGUGCCAGCCAUUGAGGGCAUGAGGAUGCAUCUCCUGGAGGAGACGACGGUUCGGACAGAGUGGACCCGGGCUCCUGGCAACGUGGAUGCCUAUGAAAUUCAGUUCAUCCCCACGACAGAGGGGGUGAGUCCCCCGUUCACAGCACGGGUGCCCAGCUCUGCCUCAGCCUAUGACCAGAGAGGACUGGCCCCUGGUCAGGAGUACCAGGUCACUGUCCGUGCCCUUCGAGGGACUAACUGGGGCCCUCCUGCCUCCAAGACCAUCACCACCAUGAUUGACGGCCCCCAGGACCUCCGCGUGGUGGCUGUGACACCUACCACGCUGGAGCUCAACUGGCUUCGGCCUCAGGCCGAGGUGGACCGCUUCGUGGUGUCCUACGUCAGCGCUGGCAACCAGAGGGUGCGGCUGGAAGUGCCAUCCGAGGCGGACGGGACGCUGCUGACCGGCCUGAUGCCAGGUGUAGAAUACGUGGUGACCGUCACUGCCGAGCGGGGCCAGGCAGUAAGCUACCCGGCUUCUGUCAGGGCCAACACAGGGUCCUCUCCCUCUGGCCUCUUGGGAGCCACUGAUGAGCCUCCUCCCUCUGGCCCUUCAACAACUCAAGGCGCCCAGGCUCCCGUCCUGCAGCAGCGCCCCCAGGAGCUGGGAGAGUUGAGGGUGCUGGGCAAAGACAAGACAGGGCGCCUCCGCGUGGCCUGGACCGCCCAGCCUGACACCUUUGACCACUUCCAGCUGCGUCUCCGGGUGCCCGAAGGGCCAGGGCCACACGAGGAACUACUGCCAGGGGAUGUCCGUCAAGCUCUGAUGCCCUCACCCCCUCCUGGAUCCCCCUAUGAGCUGUCACUUCGUGGGGUCCCUCCUGGGGGCGAGCCCUCUGCCCCUCUCAUCUACCAAGGCAUUAUGGACAGGGAUGGGGAGAAGCCUGAGAAGCCCAUGGCCCCGCCACGCCUGGGCCAGCUGACAGCGACCGACAUAACCUCCAGCUCCCUGCUUCUGCGCUGGACGGUCCCCGAGGGCGAGUUCGACUCCUUCGUGAUCCAGUACAAGGACAGGGACCAGCCCCAGGUGGUGCCUGUAGAGGGGCCCCAGCGCUCAGCCCUCAUCUCCAACCUGGAAGUCGGCCGCAAGUACAAAUUCGUCCUGUAUGGGCUCGUGGGCAAGAAGAGGCACGGCCCCCUGGUGGCUGAAGCCAAGAUCGUGCCUCAGACUGAUCCCAGCCCAGCGACUCCACCCCGCCUGGGGAAGCUGUGGGUGACAGAUCCCACCCCCAACUCGCUGCACCUCUCCUGGACUGUCCCCGAGGGCCAGUUUGACUCCUUCGUGGUCCAGUACAGGGACAAGGAUGGACGACCCCAGGUGCUGCCUGUGGAAGGUCCUGAGCGCUCGGUCACUGUCUCCCCCCUGGACCCUGAGCACAAGUACAGGUUCACUCUGUUCGGGAUUGCCAACAGGAAGCGUCACGGCCCCCUCACGGCCGAUGGCACCACUGCCCCAGAGAAGGGAGAGGAGCCCCACCACCAGGAAUCCCCCGAGCAGCCCUUGCUGGGGGAGCUGACGGUGACUGGCACCACCCCAGACUCCCUGCGUCUAUCCUGGACGGUGGCUCAGGGCUCUUUCGACUCCUUCACGGUCCAGUAUAAGGAUGCGCAGGGGCGCCCCCAGGUCGUGCCCGUCAAGGGGGAUGAGAACGAGGUCACCAUCCCCGGCCUGGAGUCCGACCGGAAGUAUAGGAUGAACCUCUACGGGCUUCACGGCAGGCAGCGCGUGGGACCUGUGUCCGUGGUGGCUGCCACAGCCCCCCAGGAGGUUGUGAACGAGACCCCCAGCUCCUCAGAGGAGGAAGAGACCCCCAGCCCCACAGAGAUGGAGGAGACUCCCAGCCCCACAGAGCCCCCCGAGGAGCCCAUCCUGGGGGAGCUGACGGUGACAGGAUCCUCCCCGGACUCUCUGAGCCUCUCGUGGACGGUCCCCCAGGGCCACUUCGACUCCUUCACAGUCCAGUACAAGAACGGGGACGGGCAGCCCAAGGUGGUGCGGGUGCCAGGGCACGAGGACCAGGUCACCAUCUCGGGCCUGGAGCCCGACCACAAGUACAAGAUGAACCUGUACGGCUUCCACGACGGCCAGCGCGUGGGCCCCGUCUCUGUCAUCGGGGUGACCACUGCCGAGGAGGAGACCCCCAGCCCCACAGAGGUGGAGGAGACCCCCAGCCCCACGGAGCCCCCCAAGGAGCCCGUCCUGGGGGAGCUGAUGGUGACAGGAUCCUCCCCCGAUUCUCUGAGCCUCUCGUGGACAGUCCCCCAGGGCCACUUCGACUCCUUCACCGUGCAGUACAAGGGCAGGGCCGGGCCCCAGGUGGUGCGUGUCGGGGGCGAGGAGAGCGAGGUGACAGUUGAGGGCCUGGAGCCCGACCACAAGUACAAGAUGAACCUGUAUGGCUUCCACGACGGCCAGCGCGUGGGCCCCGUCUCUGUCAUCGGGGUGACCACUACCGAGGAGGAGACCCCCAGCCCCACGGAGAUGGAGGAGCCCCCCAGCCCCACGGAGCCCCCCGAGGAGCCCGUCCUGGGGGAGCUGACGGUGACAGGAUCCUCCCCAGACUCUCUGAGCCUCUCGUGGACGGUCCCCCAGGGCCACUUUGACUCCUUCACCGUGCAGUACAAGGGCAGGGCCGGGCCCCAGGUGGUGCGUGUCGGGGGCGAAGAGAGCGAGGUGACAGUUGAGGGCCUGGAGGCUGGACGCAAGUACAAGAUGCACCUGUAUGGCCUGCACGGGGGGCAGCGCGUGGGCCCUGUGUCCACCGUGGGUGUGACCGCUCCAGAACCGGAAGAGGUUCCUCCAGCCACCGAGCCCCCGCAGGAGCCACGCCUGGGGGAGCUGACAGUGACAGAUGUGACCCCCAACUCUGUGGGCCUCGUGUGGACCGUCCCUGAGGGCCAGUUUGACUCCUUCGUGGUCCAGUACAAGGACAGGGACGGGCAGCCCCAGACAGUGCCUGUGGCUGCAGACCAGCGUGAGGUCACCAUCCCCGGCCUGGAGCCUGCACGCAAAUACAAGAUGAACUUGUAUGGGCUACAUGAUGGGCAGCGUGUGGGCCCCCUCUCUGUGGUAGCCGUAACGGCCCCUGUCCCUCCAGCCCCAGCCACAGAGCCGCCCCCGGAGCCACGCCUGGGGGAGCUGACAGUGACAGACGUGACUCCGGACUCCGUGGGCCUCUCCUGGACGGUCCCCGAGGGCGAAUUCGACUCCUUCGUGGUCCAGUACAAGGACAGGGACGGGCAGCCUCAGGUGGUGCCUGUGGCUGCAGACCAGCAUGAGGUCACCGUCCCCGACCUGGAGCCGAACAGGAAGUACAAGUUCCUGCUCUUUGGGAUCCAGGAUGGGAAACGGCGCAGCCCAGUGUCUGUGGAGGCAAAGACAGUGCCCCGAAGUGAUGCCAGCGCAGGAGCCCCGCCCCGCCUUGGGGAGCUGUGGGUGACAGACCCCACACCAGACUCGCUGCGCCUCUCCUGGACGGUCCCCGAGGGCCACUUCGACUCCUUUGUGGUCCAGUUCAAGGACAGGGACGGGCCCCAGGUGGUGCCCGUGGAGGGCCAUGAGCGCUCAGUCACCGUGGCCCCACUGGAUGCCGGCCGCAAGUACAGAUUCCUCCUCUACGGGCUCCUGGGCAAGAGGCGCCAUGGCCCCCUCACGGGCGAGGGCACCACAGAGACUCGGCGGGCUGUGGAUGAGGCUGGAACAAAGCGUCUCUCAAAACCCCGUCUGGGGGAGGAGCUGGAGGUGACCAGCGUAACGUCCGACUCUGUGGUUCUCUCGUGGACGGUCCCUGAAGGCCACUUUGACUCCUUUGUGGUUCAGUACAAGGACAGGGACGGGCAGCCCCAGGUGGUGCCUGUGGAGGGCAGCCUCAGGGAGGUGACUGUCUCGGACCUGGACCCUGCCCGCAGGUACAAGCUGCUGCUCUACGGGCUGUAUGAGGGCAAGCGUGUGGGUCCCCUCUCCGCCAUCGCCGUGACCGAACCAGCCCCCAGGGAAGAAAUGGAGGCCGAGGCCCCCAGCCUGCCAGCGUCUGAGCCCCGCCUGGGCGAGGUGACCGUGGAGGAGGCCACGCCGCACACCCUGCAUCUCUCCUGGACCCUGAGGGAAGGAGAAUUCAACUCCUUCGAGGUCCAGUACACAGAUGAGGAUGGGCAGCUCCAAGUAGUCAGUUUAGGGGGCGACCAGAACGACGUCACCCUUUCUGGCCUGGAAUCAGACCACAGAUACCUGGUGAGCCUGUACGGUUUCCAUGACGGCCAGCGUGUGGGUCCUGCCCAGGUGGAAGCUCUGACAGCCCCAAGAGAGGAAGAGGAUGAACCUUCAGAACCUCCCUCUACCACCCCGGAGCCCCUGACCAAGCCACGCCUGGAGGAGCUGACCGUGACGGACGCCACCCCCGAGUCCCUGCAGCUCUCCUGGACCGUCCCUGAGGGCCAGUUUGACCACUUCCUGGUCCAGUACAAGAACGGGGACGGGCAGCCCAAGGCGGUGCGGGUCCCGGGGCACGAGGACCAGGUCACCAUCUCGGGCCUGGAGCCCGACCACAAGUACAAGAUGAACCUGUACGGCUUCCACAACGGCCAGCGCGUGGGCCCCGUCUCUGUCAUCGGGGUGACCACUGCUGAGGAGGAGACCCCCAGCCCCACGGAGCCCCCCGAGGAGCCCGUCCUGGGGGAGCUGACGGUGACAGGAUCCUCCCCGGACUCUCUGAGCCUCUCGUGGACGGUCCCCCAGGGCCACUUUGACUCCUUCACCGUGCAGUACAAGGGCAGGGCCGGGCCCCAGGUGGUGCGUGUCGGGGGCGAGGAGAGCGAGGUGACAGUUGAGGGCCUGGAGCCUGACCACAAGUACAAGAUGAACCUGUAUGGCUUCCACGACGGCCAGCGCGUGGGCCCCGUCUCUGUCAUCGGGGUGACCACUGCCGAGGAGGAGACCCCCAGCUCCACGGAGAUGGAGGAGACCCCCAGCCCCACGGAGAUGGAGGAGACUCCCAGCCCCACGGAGAUGGAGGAGACCCCCAGCCCCACGGAGCCCCCCGAGGAGCCCGUCCUGGGGGAGCUGACGGUGACAGGAUCCUCCCCGGACUCUCUGAGCCUCUCGUGGACGGUCCCCCAGGGCCACUUUGACUCCUUCACCGUGCAGUACAAGGGCAGGGCCGGGCCCCAGGUGGUGCGUGUCGGGGGCGAAGAGAGCGAGGUGACAGUUGAGGGCCUGGAGGCUGGACGCAAGUACAAGAUGCACCUGUAUGGCCUGCACGGGGGGCAGCGCGUGGGCCCCCUGUCCACUGUGGGCGUGACUGACCCUGAAGAGGAGCCCCCUGCCAGUCCCCCUUUGAAGCCGCACUUGGGGGAGCUGACCGUGACGGACGCCACCCCCGAGUCCCUGCAGCUCUCUUGGACCGUCCCCGAGGGCCAGUUUGACCACUUCCUGGUCCAGUACAAGAACGGGGACGGGCAGCCCAAGGCGGUGCGGGUCCCGGGGCACGAGGACCAGGUCACCAUCUCGGGCCUGGAGCCCGACAACAAGUACAAGAUGAACCUGUACGGCUUCCACGAUGGCCAGCGCGUGGGCCCCGUCUCUGUCAUUGGUUUAACUGCUCCAGACUAUGAAGCUAUGACCACCAAAACCCCUCUCACCAGGGCCCCCGAGCCCCCCACUAAGCCGCGCCUGGAGGAGCUGACCGUGACGGACGCCACCCCCGAGUCCCUGCAGCUCUCUUGGACCGUCCCCGAGGGCCAGUUUGACCACUUCCUGGUCCAGUACAAGAACGGGGACGGGCAGCCCAAGGCGGUGCGGGUCCCGGGGCACGAGGACCAGGUCACCAUCUCGGGCCUGGAGCCCGACCACAAGUACAAGAUGAACCUGUACGGCUUCCAUGACGGCCAGCGCGUGGGCCCCGUCUCUGUCAUCGGGGUGACCACUGCCGAGGAGGAGACCCCCAGCCCCACGGAGAUGGAGGAGACCCCUAGCCCCACGGAGCCCCCCGAGGAGCCCGUCCUGGGGGAGCUGACGGUGACAGGCUCCUCCCCGGACUCUCUGAGCCUCUCGUGGACGGUCCCCCAGGGCCACUUUGACUCCUUCACCGUGCAGUACAAGGGCAGAGCCGGGCCCCAGGUGGUGCGUGUCGGGGGCGAGGAGAGCGAGGUGACAGUUGAGGGCCUGGAGCCCGACCACAAGUACAAGAUGAACCUGUAUGGCUUCCACGAUGGCCAGCGCGUGGGCCCCGUCUCUGUCAUCGGGGUGACCACUGCCGAGGAGGAGACCCCCAGCCCCACGGAGAUGGAGGAGACCCCCAGCCCCACGGAGCCCCCCGAGGAGCCCGUCCUGGGGGAGCUGACGGUGAUAGGAUCCUCCCCGGACUCUCUGAGCCUCUCGUGGACGGUCCCCCAGGGCCACUUUGACUCCUUCACCGUGCAGUACAAGGGCAGGGCCGGGCCCCAGGUGGUGCGUGUCGGGGGCGAGGAGAGCGAGGUGACAGUUGAGGGCCUGGAGGCUGGACGCAAGUACAAGAUGCACCUGUAUGGCCUGCACGGGGGGCAACGCGUGGGCCCCGUGUCCACCGUGGGCGUGACCGCCCCCCAGGAGGUUGUAGAGGAGACCCCCAGCCCCACGGAGAUGGAGGAGACCCCCAGCCCCACGGAGCCCCCCGAGGAGCCCGUCCUGGGGGAGCUGACGGUGACAGGAUCCUCCCCCGAUUCUCUGAGCCUCUCGUGGACGGUCCCCCAGGGCCACUUUGACUCCUUCACCGUGCAGUACAAGGGCAGGGCCGGGCCCCAGGUGGUGCGUGUCGGGGGCGAGGAGAGCGAGGUGACAGUUGAGGGCCUGGAGCCCGACCACAAGUACAAGAUGAACCUGUAUGGCUUCCACGAUGGCCAGCGCGUGGGCCCCGUCUCUGUCAUCGGGGUGACCACUGCUGAGGAGGAGACCCCCAGCCCCACGGAGAUGGAGGAGACCCCCAGCCCCACGGAGCCCCCCGAGGAGCCUGUCCUGGGGGAGCUGACGGUGACAGGCUCCUCCCCGGACUCUCUGAGCCUCUCGUGGACGGUCCCCCAGGGCCACUUUGACUCCUUCACCGUGCAGUACAAGGGCAGGGCCGGGCCCCAGGUGGUGCGUGUCGGGGGCGAGGAGAGCGAGGUGACAGUUGAGGGCCUGGAGGCUGGACGCAAGUACAAGAUGCACCUGUACGGCUUCCAUGACGGCCAGCGCGUGGGCCCCGUGUCCACUGUGGGCGUGACCGCUCCAGACUAUGAAGCUAUGACCACCGAAGCCCCUCUCACCAGGGCCCCCGAGCCCCCCACCAAGCCGCGCCUGGAGGAGCUGACCGUGACGGACGCCACCCCCGAGUCCCUGCAGCUCUCUUGGACCGUCCCCGAGGGCCAGUUUGACCACUUCCUGGUCCAGUACAAGAACGGGGACGGGCAGCCCAAGGCGGUGCGGGUCCCGGGGCACGAGGACCAGGUCACCAUCUCGGGCCUGGAGCCCGACCACAAGUACAAGAUGAACCUGUACGGCUUCCACGACGGCCAGCGCGUGGGCCCCGUCUCUGUCAUCGGGGUGACCACUGCCGAGGAGGAGACCCCCAGCCCCACGGAGAUGGAGGAGACCCCUAGCCCCACGGAGCCCCCCGAGGAGCCUGUCCUGGGGGAGCUGACGGUGACAGGCUCCUCCCCGGACUCUCUGAGCCUCUCGUGGACGGUCCCCCAGGGCCACUUUGACUCCUUCACCGUGCAGUACAAGGGCAGGGCCGGGCCCCAGGUGGUGCGUGUCGGGGGCGAGGAGAGCGAGGUGACAGUUGAGGGCCUGGAGCCCGACCACAAGUACAAGAUGAACCUGUAUGGCUUCCACGACGGCCAGCGCGUGGGCCCCGUCUCUGUCAUCGGGGUGACCACUGCUGAGGAGGAGACCCCCAGCCCCACGGAGAUGGAGGAGACCCCCAGCCCCACGGAGCCCCCCGAGGAGCCCGUCCUGGGGGAGCUGACGGUGACAGGAUCCUCCCCGGACUCUCUGAGCCUCUCGUGGACGGUCCCCCAGGGCCACUUUGACUCCUUCACCGUGCAGUACAAGGGCAGGGCCGGGCCCCAGGUGGUGCGUGUCGGGGGCGAGGAGAGCGAGGUGACAGUUGAGGGCCUGGAGGCUGGACGCAAGUACAAGAUGAACCUGUAUGGCUUCCACGACGGCCAGCGCGUGGGCCCCGUGUCCACUGUGGGCAUGACCGCCUCCAUGACCACAGAGCCCCCCGUGGCCCCCCGCCUGGGGGAGCUGGCCGCGGCAGCCGUGACCUCGGACACAGUGGGCCUCUCAUGGACCGUGGCCCAGGGCCGUUUCGACUCCUUCCUGGUCCAGUACAGGGAUGCCCAGGGGCAGCCCCAGGCAGUGCCCGUGGCCGGGGAUCUCCGAGAGGUCACGGUUUCAGGUCUGGCCCCGGCCCGCAAGUACAAGUUCCUCCUCUUUGGACUCCAGGAUGAGAAGCAGCACGGCCCAGUGUCUGCAGAUGCCAAGACCCUCCCAGACACGAAACCGUCUCCCCGCCUGGGGGAGCUGACAGUGACAGGCGUGACUCUGGAUUCCGUGGGCCUCUCCUGGACGGUCCCCGAGGGUGAAUUCGACUCCUUCGUGGUUCAGUACAAGGACAGGGACGGGCAGCCCCAGGUGGUGCCUGUGGCCGCAGACCAGCGCGAGGUCACCGUCUCCGGCCUGGAGCCCAGUAAGAAGUACAAGUUCCUGCUCUACGGGCUGGCAGGCAGGAAGCGACUGGGCCCCAUCUCUGCUGAGGGCAGCACAGCUCCCCUGGAGAAGGAGCGGCAGCCCCCGCCUCGCCUGGGGGAGCUGACAGUGACAGCUGAGACCCCAGACUCCCUGCGCCUCUCAUGGACGGUGGCUCGGGGCCCCUUUGACUCCUUCGUGGUCCAGUACAGGACCACAGAUGGGCAGUCCCAAGCGGUGCCUGUGGCUGCAGACCAAAGGGAGGUCACCAUAGAGGGCCUGGAGCCCGGCAGGAAAUACAAGUUCCUGCUCUACGGGCUCCAAGGAGGACAGCGCCUGGGCCCCGUCUCUGUCCUGGGAGUGACAGCCCCAGAAGAGGACACGCCAGCCCCCUGGCGCCUGGCCACAGAGGCCCCCGAGCCCCCCGAAGGGCCCCGCCUGGGGACGCUGGCAGUGAGUGAGGUGUCCCCGGACUCCCUGCGCCUCUCAUGGCGCGUGGCCCAGGGCCCCUUUGACUCCUUCGUGGUCCAGUAUCAGGACGCAGAUGGGCAGCCCCAGGCCUUGCUCGUGGGUGGCGACCAGAGCAAGGUCCUCGUGUCAGGCCUGGAGCCCAGCACCUCCUACACAUUCUUCCUCCACGGGCUCCACGAAGGGAAGCGCCUGGGGCCCGUCUCCGCCGAGGGCACGACAGGGCCAGCUCCCGCUGGUCAGAGCCUGGGAGAGUCAGGGCCCCGCCUGUCCCACUUGUCGGUGACUGACGUGACCACCGGUUCACUGCGGCUCAACUGGGAGGCCCCAUCCGAGGCAUUCGACUCUUUCCUGCUGCGCUUUGGGGUCCCGUCCCCAAGCACCGUGGAGCCACAUUCACGGCCCCUGCUGCAGCGGGAGCUGACGGUGCCAGGGACGCGGCGCUCCGCGGUGCUCCGGGACCUGCGUCCAGGGACCCUGUAUACUCUCACGCUGUAUGGGCUGCGGGGCCCCCACAAGGCCGACAGUAUCCAGGGCACAGCCCGCACCCUCAGCCCAGUACUGGAGAGCCCCCGUGACCUCCAAUUCAGCGAAAUUGGGGAGACCUCAGCCAAGGUCAGCUGGAUGCCUCCGUCGUCCAGAGUGGACGGCUUCAAAGUUUCCUACCAACUGGCGGAUGGAGGGGAGCCGCAGAGUGUGCAGGUGGAUGGCCGAGCCCGGACCCAGAAACUCGAGGGGCUGACCCCAGGCGCUCGCUACGAGGUGACCGUGGUCUCCAUGCGUGGCUUUGAGGAGAGCGAGCCUCUCACUGGCUUCCUAACCACAGUUCCUGACGGCCCCACCCAGCUGCGUGCCCUGAACUUGACGGAGGGAUCCGCCCUGCUGCACUGGAAGCCCCCUCAGACCCCUGUGGAUACCUAUGACGUCAAGGUCACAGCCUCAGGGGCCCCCUCUCUACAGGGGUCGGCCCCCGGCAGUGCCGUGGACUAUCCCCUGCACGGCCUUGAACUCCACACCAACUACACAGCGACCCUGCGUGGCCUUCGGGGCCCCAAUCUCACCUCCCCAGCUAGCAUCACCUUCACCACAGGGCUGGAGGCCCCCCAGGACUUGGAGGCCAAGGAAGUGACCCCCCGCACAGUCCUGCUCACUUGGACUGCUCCCCAAGUCCCCCCAACUGGCUACCUGAUCACCUUCAACACCCCUGGUGGACAGACCCAGGAGAUCCUGCUCCCAGGAGGGGUCACCUCUCACUGGCUCCAGGGCCUCUUUCCCUCCACCCCCUACAGUGCCUGGCUCCGGGCCAUUUGGGGCGAGAGCUUCACCCCGCCCGUGUCCACUUCCUUCACCACUGGCGGACUGCGGAUCCCCUUCCCCCGGGACUGUGGGGAGGAGAUGCAGAACGGCGUCAGCACCUCCAGGACCACCACCAUCUUCCUCAACGGCAACCGCGAGCGGCCCCUGAACGUGUUUUGUGACAUGGAGACCGACGGGGGCGGCUGGCUGGUGUUCCAGCGCCGCAUGGACGGAAAAACGGACUUCUGGAGGGACUGGGAGGACUACGCCCACGGUUUUGGGAACAUCUCUGGGGAGUUCUGGCUGGGCAACGAGGCCCUGCACAGCCUGACCAAAGCCGGCGACUACUCCUUGCGGGUGGACCUGCGGGCCGGGGAGGAGGCCGUGUUUGCCCAGUACGAGUCCUUCCAAGUCGACUCGGCCGCUGAGCACUACCGCCUCCACCUGGAAGGCUACCAUGGCACCGCAGGGGACUCCAUGAGCUACCACAGCGGCAGUGUCUUCUCCGCCCGUGACCGAGACCCCAACAACCUGCUCAUCUCCUGUGCCGUCUCUUACCGCGGGGCCUGGUGGUACCGGAACUGCCACUAUGCCAACCUCAAUGGGCUCUAUGGGAGCACAGUGGACCACCAGGGAGUGAGCUGGUACUACUGGAAGGGCUUCGAGUUCUCCGUGCCCUUCACGGAAAUGAAGCUGAGACCAAGAAGCUUCCGGCCCCCGGGCAGGGGAGGCUGAGCGGCCGCUCCCCGCUCCAGCGCCCACCACGACUGCCGAGCACUGAGGGGUUGCGCUGAGAGAAGAGCCAGGGGCCACCUUCACCAUCCAGCUGCCAGCGGAAGCCUUCUCCACCCGCGAUCUCACAGCACCAUGUUUACAGGGGGGAGGGAAGGGGUUCGUAAGGGAGCAAUAAAAGGAGGAACUGAA